Molecule: messenger RNA, 983 nt
Organism: Rasamsonia emersonii CBS 393.64
Lineage: Eukaryota; Fungi; Ascomycota; Eurotiomycetes; Eurotiales; Trichocomaceae
Exons: 6
Source: RefSeq, a predicted model, not a curated record
AUGGCCACCAAGUCGCGCGUGAUCCUUGCGUCGACGUGGGCGUUUGAAGAUGAUGCCGCACGAGAAAUGCGUGAUCAGCUCAAGUCGGAGGCUGGCAACGCAGACUUAGGCAUCGAGUAUAACGGCAAUGACAAUGUAUUCGUUAUUCAUGGCGAGAAUCUGGAAAGAUCUAUGGCUAAGUUCGGGGCUCGGAUGACGGAUUACAUUGAAGAUCAGAGAAACAAAGAUUUGCUCGACAUUCCUCGUGUACGGCGGUUGGAAGUAUCGGAAGUUGCCACCGCAGAUGAAGACACCGCCGAAGUUCCAGAAUCUGAAGCCCAGGGCAAUCUUCUGGCCUUAGAUAGCGACAGUGGCGACGAGGCUACAUAUACGCAAUGGACAAAGAAUUGGCUCUCCUCGAGUGGUGGAAUUGGAUACUUCUCUCAUGCGCCACGAGACUUCCUCAAGGAAGUGGGAACCCUCACUGGGACCCAAAUCAGUGUCGAAAGCCAGGCGAAAGGGCUUCAAGUCUUGGGGAAGAACACAAGUGAUGUUGAUGAUGCCCUGGAGAAGCUAACGAGACUCGACAGUUCGUUGUCGCUUAUGACAAGACCCCAAAUCAACCACGCCCUUCAGGUUCCUGAAAAUGUCGCCUUGCGCUUCAAGCUUGGCAGUUAUGAAAAUCGCCAUGGAAUCGCCUCGCGACACAUCCUCGCAGAUCCCAAUGUCCCGCUCAACGCCAAGCUCUCCCAAAUGGCUGUCACAGUGGCACUGGGCUUUGACGCUGACAAACGAGGCUUCGCCGUCACCCAACAUAUCAAGCAGCCUCAGUCUUCGAACGUUCCGGUCGUAUCCCGAAUCUGGUCUGAUUACAAGUUUCAGGAGAUAGGAGACGGGGCGAAGUAUCUCCAGCUUGAGGCUGUUACUGAAAAGCGUGACACUGCUUCCGCCUCUGACGCCGGUGACGAGGCCACCUCUGGUGGUAAUGACGACGUCUCCUCUGA